AUGCCCGUACCCUUGAACUUGGUUGACAGAUGCCUGCUGGCGAAACUGACAGUCGACGCGUUCGACCGACAGCAACAUUUUUUCAAGCUCAAGACCGGUGUGAUACAUAUGUUUCGAGGGGAGCAAACCACCUCGUCAGUCGUCGACUGGCCUCUGCUCAACCGAAUCGGGAUGAUAGAUCUGCUCUGUCCCAAUAGGCACCAAGAUAUAAAUGUGAGAUUCACAGUCGAAGACCCGUCAGGCCUGGCUAUGAACGUCGCCAUCGGCGACUUGCCAUUACAAGUCGGUGAUGGACUGGACAUGGCAUCGCUUGAUCAGACUUACGCGAAGGGGGCCAUCUUGGCUAUUCGGGAACCUCGCAUCAGGUUCAUUCAACCUACGGGGUAUGAAACCGAGAUACGAGUGGACGUGGCAACCGACAUAAUCCGCGUUCACGAGCGUGAUCCUGAGAUUCGCCAUGUCCGUUGGAAUUAUCCGUCCCCUCAUGUUGAUACCCGAACACCUGAAGACCUUAAAGUAGAGGGUAACAAAGCGGUACAGGCUGGUAGAUUUUCGUUGGCUUGCGCACUCUAUUCCACGGCGCUUCUGUACCCUUCAUCCGAGAUGGACCAAAGUCUUUCCUUCGCCCUUCGUCUCAAUCGUGCUCUCACCAACAUUCGUAUGGGUCGUUAUGCCACCGCUCAUCUUGACUGUUUGGACGCAGAGAAGCUCAAGUAUCAACCGACUCCCACGCAAGUCGAGAAGGUCCUCUGGAGGAAGGCUCAGUCGGCUUACGGCUUACGUAUGUGGUCUUUGGCCGGAGAUCUCGCUCAAAGCGCUUUCGAUGUCGGACUUCAGGAGGCCACGACCAUGAUCCAGGAAGUGAAAACUCGUCGCGAAGAAGAGUCCGGGAAAUACGAUUGGGAAGCACAUCGCCAAACGCUCGCCAAGAAGGGUACGCCAGUGAUGUCCGAUUAUGUUGGCCCUAUUCAGGUCGUACAUAUUCCAGGGCGUGGACGUGGAGUCGUGCUGACUGCCGACGUGCAAGCCGGUCAGCUUCUCUUGGUCGACACUAGUCUUUCAAGCAGGGAAUUGCCUGAAAACCCAAAAUUUGUGGAGACGAACCUUGAGGAUCAAAGCGUGAAGUGGACUGUUGCACUUCUAAGGAGUGCAGCAAUGUACCAGCUCAUGGAUGAUCCUGGAAUGGUGGAACUUUGGAAUGAUUUGAGUCGUAGCAAAGCUAAGCCAAGUCAUCAAAUCCCAUCACUGCGCGUUUCCCGCACUGUCGAGACCCUUCGAAAGCCCGCCAUAGUCGAUCCGAUGGCCAUUGGUCACGCUAUUCGCAUCAAUGCCUUCAUGGGCGCCAAGGGCUAUGCGCAUACUGUCGUCAUGCGCGCUGCCGCCGACCUGAGCAAAGGUACCGAGUUGACCACCACCUACUGCGAAUCGUGCACCAUUCCAUAUUCAGUCCGUACCGCUAGUCUCUCAUCCCUCUGGGGCUUCCACUGCGCCUGUCAGCUAUGCCGCGAGGAUGCCGCCGAUGAUCAUGUCUCGAGAGAACGGCUCGUGAAUGAAUACCUCAAGUCCGGUAAGGUGACGAGAACCUCUUUCGCAACGCCCCACUACGCUUCGAUGAUCUUGGACACCAGCAAACUAAGUGAGACCUAUCACCCAUCGAGAAGGUACAAACUUUACAUGUUCCUUGGCUUAAUCACAAGGGCCCUGGCGACAAGCGAUCGGGAAGUGGCCAUGGAGGCUUUCAAGGCACUUGGUGCAACGCCAGCAACCCCCGGGCAGCUUCAACGGCACGGAAGAGUACUUCAGACCGUUGGCGUUAUGGAUGAAUCUUACAUGGCUGCUCUAAUUGCUGUUGCAAAGACAUUCAAGAACGAAGCGGCUGAGUGGGUCAAUACGGCUUGUUGGGCGCACGAUGUUAUGCGUGGGGGAGGCCGACGAUACUUUGAGGCCAAGUACGGUCAUCAGAUUCCCAAAGGGGUAAAAUGGGUAUACAAAUGUCCCAUCAUACAUGUAUAUAUAUCAUCGGAGUUGAGGAUGAGUAGGUGA
Molecule: messenger RNA, 2043 nt
Organism: Tremella mesenterica DSM 1558
Lineage: Eukaryota; Fungi; Basidiomycota; Tremellomycetes; Tremellales; Tremellaceae
Exons: 10
Coding region: 1-2043 (680 amino acids)
Molecular function (GO): protein binding
Source: RefSeq, a predicted model, not a curated record